CCGGAUAUUGUAGUCACGUGGUGUGAUUGUAGGAAGCCUUUUAGGAAAGAGUUGACAGCUGACAGCCUAGCAUACCUCAGUCUACUUUUGCGCGCAGAGUGUGACAGACCGUCACAGGUAAUUUGUUGGAGACCAGCGUGACUGGGGCGAGACCAUGCGGAAGGCCACGUGGGGACUUCUGCUGCUGCUGCUGCUGCUGCUGGCCUGUGUAGCCACCUGUGACCCGAGUGAGCAGGACCAAAAUGGAGAUGAGAAGGGCCCUCGACGGAGGGGCCACGUGUCCGUGGUGGUGGUGGGUGGGACGGGCGACCUCGCCAACAAGUACCUCUGGCAGGGCUUCUUCACCCUGUACGCUACCCAGGUGGGCAAAGGCCACACCUUUGCCUUCUAUGGAGGCGGUCUGUCGCCGGCCGAAAGGGGCACCCCGCUCCUGUUUGAGAUCCUCAAAAGCCAGGCGUGCCCUGAGGAGCUGUCGGCGGAGCGCUGCGCACUGAUCAGGGACCAGUUCCUGCGGCUGACCCAGUACCGGCAGCUGAAGACCGAGGAGGACUACCAGACCCUGGGCCAGCACAUCAAGACUCAGCUGGCGCAGGAGGACAUGAAGGAGGCUGGCCGCCUCUUCUACCUGUCCGUGCCGGCCUUCGCCUACGCCGACGUCGCCGAGCGGGUCAACCGGAGCUGCCGGCCGCCGCGGAGCGCCUGGCUCAGGGUGGUGCUGGAGAAGCCCUUCGGCCACGACCUGCGCAGCGCUCAGGAGCUCGCCACGCGGCUGGCCAGCUCGCUCAGAGAGGACGAGAUGUACAGAAUAGACCACUACCUCGGGAAACAGGUUGUUUCCCAGAUAUUACCAUUUAGAAAACAGAACAGGAAAUUCCUAAAGCAAAUCUGGAAUAAGCACCAUAUUGAUCGAAUGGAGAUUGUGCUCAAGGAAACACUAGAUGCCAAAGGGCGCAUUUCCUUUUAUGACCAGUAUGGGGUCAUCAGGGAUGUGAUCCAAAAUCACUUGACCGAAAUGAUGACCCUCUUGACCAUGACGGUCCCCAAAAACCUGACGGACUGUAAAGAGAUUGACCAGAACAAGCUCAAAGUCUUCAGCGCCUUUCAUCCGCUCGACAAGGACAGUGCUGUCAUUGGACAGUACCAGUCCUAUAAUUCUGAAGUCCAGCUUGAACUCAAUAAGACCAAAGAUCAUUUGAGCCUUACCCCGACAUUUACUGGUAUUGCGGUCUUCACCACUAUGCCACAGUACGAAGGCAUCCCCAUAUUCCUGACGUCAGGUAAACUCCUAGAUGAGCGGGUUGGAUAUGCCCGCAUCACUUUUAAGAACAACGUGUUCUGCGUGCAAGACCCCAACAGUGUUGCGUGCAGGCAGAAGCAGAUCGUGUUCUACAUUGGCCAUGGCGCACUGGGGUACCCGGGAAUACUGGUCACUAAGAAUCUGUUCAGGCCAGCGCUGGUGGGCAGUCUCUGGAAGGAGGUGUCCGAGGACAAGGACACCCUUUUGUUCGGCAUGCCCCUCUCGGACUACUACAUCCAGGUCCCGACGGUCCAGCGAGAGGCCUACACGGAGCUGAUCCUGCAGGUGUUCCGCGGCCGGAUGGACCACUUCGUCAGCGCCGACAGCCUCCUGGCGUCGUGGCGGUUCUGGACGCCUCUACUGGACAGCCAGACGCGCGAGUUCCCCCGGCCGUACCCCGGCGGCGUCGCCAACGGCAACCAGCUGGACUUCGAGCUGCACGGCCGCCAAGUGCGCUUCUGCACCGAGUCUCUGGUCAACGUCAUCCCCCAGGAGCGCUCCGGCGGCGGCGGCGCUGGCGACGAGAGCUUCCAGGUGAUGCAGGGCAAGUACCGCGGCGCGGACAUGGUGUCGGCCUGGCCCGCCGAGCUGGUGGAGCGGCUGGCCGACGACCUGCAGGAGGCGGCCGAGGAGGCGACGGAGGAGGGCGUGCCCUUCCACCUGGCGCUGUCGGGCGGCUCCAGCCCCGUGGCGCUGUUCCGCCGGCUGGCGCGCCACCACCACGCCUUCCCCUGGUGGAACACGCACGUGUGGCUGGCCGACGAGCGCUGCGUGCCGCCCGCCGAGGCCGAGUCCAACUUCCGCACGGUGCACGACCACCUGCUGCGCCACGUGGCCGUGCCCUACCUCCACGUGCACCCCAUGCCCGUGCAGCUCAACCAGCGGCUGUGCGUGGAGGAGGACGGCGGCGCGGCGGCCUACGAGCGGGAGAUGGCGCGCCUCGUCAACGGCUCCAGCUUCGGCUACGUGCUGCUGGGCGCGGGCGCCGACGGGCACACGGCCUCGCUGUUCCCGGGCACGCCGCCGGACGCCCACGGGGAGAGGCUGGUGGCGCUGACCGAGAGCCCGGUCAAGCCGCACCAGCGCAUGAGCCUGACGUUCGCCGCCAUCAACCGCGCGCAGCGGGUGGGCGUGCUCAUCAUGGGGAAGGGCAAGCACGAGCUGGUCACUCAGCUCAGCCGCAUCAAGGACACGCCCGACAGGUGGCCCAUCACCAAGGUCCAGCCGGCCAGCGGACGGCUCGUCUGGUACAUUGACUAUGAGUCACUCUUAGGCCAGUGACAACAUUCCUCCCCCACGCGUCAAGUGCUGUACUGAGAAUGUUUUUCUUACAGGAGUGAGUUAUGUUUGCAUUUCAUGGAUUCAUGAAAUGGUCAUGUUUUUAAUCAUUGAAGUUUGUGCACAAAGGCGAUUUUGAGUGUUAAUGAAGUAGGGAGUGUUUAUGCAAAUGCAGAAUGUACUUAUUCAUUAACUGUGCUAUCAAUUUGAACAGUUUGUUCUACACUUAAUUGAACGGAUGCCUUACAGUCACACUUUAAUGCCUAGUUUGUCUGGACAGCAUCUACUGUUCAUAUUUCACACUCAGGAAGGGAAGGUUGGACUAUGUGUACUGUGAUUUACUUAUGCUGGAUAAAGACAUUUUUAUGUGUGAUAUUAAUGAAUUUCUAUAACGUGCCAAAUUUCCAGAACUCUUUACAAUACAAUACAAUCAGUUAGGACUAUGAAGUGAUUUUACUAGUCCUAUAUUCUUGUAAUCAUAUCAUCUUUGUUAUCUCCUUGUUCUCAUAUAAUUCUGAAGGACCAAAAUGCCUGUCAUAAUCACCAGAAGCAUUCACUGCUAUGUAUGUCAAAUGAAAUGUUCAAAAUUGUGAUGAUGUGAUUUCAAAACCAUCUAAAAUGUUUAGACUAGAGGAACACUAGAUGAAACGGUUAGUUGACUAAAAGCUUUCAUUGUCACUUUGGCCACGUAAAAUGUAUUUCAUGGUCAUAAUUCCACAUUCCUCAGUUGCUCUCAUGUAAUUGGGAAUGCUGAAAUACUGUGAAUUUGCUCUUUGUACCAAAGGAAAAGUUACUGUAAUUUAAUAUGAAUGCUGUUGUUUUAUGUUACUCACAGCAUGUAGAGGGAAAUGAAUAUAGUGUUGCAAAUUCUGAUUAGAUUAAUUAACUGUAAUACCUCAGAAAAGUGCCUUUUGGAACAGGUAAUAGAUUUAUAUAUUUACACAAGGCCUUAGUUUGGCGAUGGAAACUCGAUGGGCAAGAAAAUGGGCUAUUCCUCUUUGGCAGCUUGUCUUAAUCUCCGACAAUAAAUGAAAACAUUAUGCCGAUGGGUUUUCAAUAUAAGAGUGGCGACAUAUUCUUCUCAUAUAUUGCUCAUGUGCCAGUUACAAAUGACUGCCCAAGUCUAUCUGAUUUGUCUAUCACAUUCCUUUCCUUGGAAGAGCAUUAACUGUGUUGUGGGUUAAUAAGAUGGAUACAUCUUGGAUAUCCCCAGAACCUCUUGUUAUACCCCUUGAAAGAUUCUGAAUAAAGUGCUCUGUGGUGGUGACUGUGUUUUGUUAUCCAUGAUGUAAAUACAGGAUAAUAUGUUGCUAUUUACUUAUUGUUGUGUAAUUACCAGUAGACUUGGGCAGUAGGAGAGAUGCUGUGCCACAUCAGCACAUUUUCCAUGACAAAUCUCCUCUUGACCACCACGGAACGCAGACAGAGGUUGCUUUCAAGUGAGCUAAAACGUGCACUACCAUUUCUGCCCCUGCACGGCUGUUUCCGCCAUGCAGCCAAUGUUGCCCUCAAGAGUCUUCAAAAGAGCAUGUUGAAAUAAUCUAUAUUGUUUUUAAGAUUUCUGAUAUAAAGGUGCUUGUUUUUGUACCUUGUUGUAUUUCACUCUGGAAUAUAUUUUAUUUUAUAGGAAUACCAAGUUAGCAAUUGAGAAUUGACACUGAAUUAAAUUUGGAUUAUUAUUUUAUUGUUGUGAUCAGAACUUACUGUGUAGCAUUAAAGACAAUUAUGAACAAGUAA
Sardina pilchardus (European sardine) is the source of this 4312-nucleotide messenger RNA. It is a transcript of the gene h6pd, whose product is annotated as hexose-6-phosphate dehydrogenase (glucose 1-dehydrogenase). Bases 155 to 2578 code for a protein of 807 amino acids. The transcript has 5 exons. Gene Ontology annotation, molecular function: NADP binding; 6-phosphogluconolactonase activity; glucose-6-phosphate dehydrogenase activity. Gene Ontology annotation, biological process: glucose metabolic process; pentose-phosphate shunt; pentose-phosphate shunt, oxidative branch. Gene Ontology annotation, cellular component: endoplasmic reticulum. The record is from RefSeq and is a predicted model, not a curated record. Lineage: Eukaryota; Metazoa; Chordata; Actinopteri; Clupeiformes; Clupeidae.